AACCCAUUUUUGAGGAAAAAAGAAUCAGUUUACCUACUUAAAUCUGAUUUUGGGAAAAAAAUUAUUACUUCUUAAAAAAGAAAAAAACAAUUUAAAACUCCAUAACUUGAAUGCCAAACAAAUCCUCAAGUUUUACAGUUAAUUUCGGUACCAACUCGGCCAUGCCUAAUUGGUCACCGCCUGACAGGAACAUAAAUCAAAGAGGAUUGGUACCCAACAAAAGAUUAAGAUGUGCCUUGUUCAACCCUUUAUCAAAAACUGUCAGAACAGAGAAACCCUAAAGACCCACUGAGUAGUUCCAAGAAAACAAACGCACCUUUCAUCCACAAGUAACAGAAUCUUAAUCACAUCUCACCACGUACUGAGUUUCAUACCCAAACUAAUCCACAUCCAUUUUAGGCUUAUUUAAGAUCACCCUCUUAAUUGGAUAAGUUGUUUUAUCCAUUUUAGGCUUAUUAAAGAUUAAAUUCCUUUUUCUUUUCUUUAUAAAAAAAUCAGAUGUUUUUUUGGAUAAGUGGUAUUUGGACCGAUAAUAAGGGCCAAAUUGCCUCUAAAUAGUUUUUUUUUUUUUUUACUUUGUAACUUUGUUAGGAAAAUUUCCUUAUAAGAGAAAAAGGACACUUCAUAAAUACUAUAAAUAGUUCCACUGAGUCCUUCCUAGUAAAAUUAGAGCCUUACCAAAGCGUUGAAAAUCAAAGAAAAAAAAAAACUCAAACUCAAUUACACCUACAACACCCAUUUCUCUCUCUGUCCUUUUUCUUUUUCUUUUUCCCUCAUUUCAUUGGAUUAGUUUACUUAUGGUUGAAAAGAAUUUGAUAAAAGGGUCUUGGUUUUUAUAUCGGGUAUGUCAUAAAAAUUUAAUCUUUUUUUUUUAUUUGAGUGCCCAUCAAUGCAUCACUACAACCUUGUUGAGAAUUUGAUGCUUUCCUAGGAACAAGUUGCCAUAUUCAAGAAUUGUAGUUUUGGUUUGUUUUUAGCCUUCUUGCCAUUGAAGAAGAGAAAAAGAAAAUGGGUGAGAAGUGGAGAUUUGCAGUUCAUGUGAUAAAUGGGAGAUGGUUUUCGGUUUUUGCAUCUUUCUUAAUUAUGGCUGGGGCUGGAGCAACUUAUCUUUUUGGUACUUACUCCAAAGAUAUAAAGGCGACUCUUGGUUAUGAUCAGCAAACACUUAAUCUUUUGGGCUUUUUCAAGGAUCUUGGUGCUAAUGUCGGUGUUCUUUCUGGCCUUAUAGCUGAAGUAACACCAACAUGGUUUGUGCUUUUGAUGGGUUCUGCUAUGAAUUUUACUGGGUAUUUCAUGAUUUGGCUAACUGUGACUGGCAGGAUAGCUAAGCCUGCAGUUUGGCAAAUGUGUCUCUAUAUUUGCAUAGGAGCUAAUUCUCAAAAUUUUGCCAAUACAGGAGCUCUUGUUACUUGUGUCAUAAAUUUCCCAGAAAGUAGAGGUGUGAUGUUGGGUCUUUUGAAGGGUUUUGUUGGGCUAAGUGGUGCUAUUUUUACACAACUUUACUUAGCCAUCUAUGGAACUGAUUCCAAGUCUCUUAUUCUUCUCAUUGCUUGGCUACCUGCAGCUCUUUCUGUUGUUUUUGUAUACACAAUUAGAGUAAUGAAGCCUGAGAGGCAGCCUAAUGAGUUAAAAGUCUUCUACAAUUUCCUUUAUGUGUCAAUUGUGCUGGCUUUGUUUCUUUUGCUCAUUAGCAUCCUUGAAAAACAGAUCAAUUUCUCUAGAGAAGCCUAUGCUGCAAGUGCUACUGUUGCCUGUCUUUUCCUUUUCGUACCUCUUUUAAUCGCAGUCAAAGAAGAAUGGAUCCAAUGGAAUCUCAAGAAAGAAGAAGCAAUGAAGCCACCUACUGAAUUAGCCAUACAGAAGCCAAAGGAAGUUACAGCAUUAGAACAAGAUGAAGUAGUGAAGCCUGAAGUAUCAAAAGAAAAAGCUGAAAGAUCUUGCUUUCUUACCAUAUUUGACAAGCCAGAAAGAGGUGAGGACUACACAAUUUUACAAGCACUUUUAAGCAUUGAUAUGCUAAUCUUGUUUGCUGCAACAUUAUGUGGGCUUGGUGCAAGUUUAACAGCAGUAGAUAACUUGGGUCAAAUUGGUGAAUCAUUAGGAUAUCCAACUAAAACCAUCAAUACUUUUGUUUCUUUAGUAAGCAUAUGGAAUUACUUUGGAAGAGUAUUUGCUGGAUUUGUAUCAGAAGGCUUAUUAGUCAAGUACAAAACUCCUAGACCAUUAAUGAUGACCUUCGUCCUCCUUCUAGCUUGCAUAGGUCACCUUAUCAUCGCCUUCCCUUUCACUAAUUCAGUCUAUCUAGCUUCAGUUAUUAUGGGGUUUUCAUUUGGUGCACAAUUACCUUUGCUUUUUGCCAUAAUCUCUGAGCUAUUUGGCCUCAAGUACUACUCUACAUUGUUCAAUUGUGGACAAUUGGCUAGUCCUAUUGGAUCAUACAUACUCAAUGUGAAGGUUACUGGGUUGUUAUAUGACAACGAAGCAUUGAAAGAGCUACACAAGAAGGGCUUGAAUAGAUCAUCAGUGAAAGAAUUGGUGUGCCUUGGAGUUGAAUGUUAUAGAAAGCCAUUUAUAAUUUUGUCUUGCGCUACUUUCUUUGGUGCUAUUGUUUCUCUGAUUUUGGUGAUUAGGACAAGAAAGUUUUACAGUGGUGACAUAUACAAGAAGUUCAGAGAAAGAAGCUGAGUGUAACCAAGAUUUGGUUGCACAAAAUCAGGCGAGUUUCUUGAAGACAUCAUGAAUCAAAAAGUUUUUUCAAGAAUUUAGAAUGGUAGUAUAUAAUUUGGUUAUGCAGUUGAAAAAAGCAUAUUGCACAGUACAAAAAUUAUGAUGAAGCAAAAACAGAAAAGAAAAAGAAACGAAAUUAUUCAGGUAGCUGAAUGAUAGAAAUUUGAGCAGAUAAAUGAGUUAUAGAAGUAGUGUUCUCCUUUCGUAAAGUUUUCUCUUGCAUAAUAAAAUUCAUAAGAAGUUAUUCAGAAUCAUCCACCGACUAGUUCUUGCUUCUGCUUAAUAAAAUAGAGUUUAUUUAUAACAGAUGAUUUGACUAUGAUUUUUAGUCACCUAAAUAACAGGAAUAGCUGAUAUCUUUACAUAUUUCAUUAUAAUAUUCAUAGUUGAUGAAAAGGUUUAAAUUAGAAUGUUCUUCAAUUUCACAUAAAAAAUUAUUUACUUUUUCUUUUUUAUCACAAGGAGGACAAUGGAAAUUAGAACUUGGGUCCUUUUCUACUCCUCUACCCUCACCCAAAAUCCACCAAAGUAAGCCUUAGCCAUGGAAUCCAAGAGCUUGUGGGGUAGAGAGAGACCUUCCUUAGGUUCUCCUUCUUCACUUCUCUUUCCCAUCAAGCCACUUCAUGGAGGCUAGCUUGCUUAAGACCUCCACCUUAAACCAACUGAAUCAUUCAUAAUUGACCAGAAAUUAAAAUUUCAUUUUCAUUUAAGGGAUAAUCAUGUAUAAUAUUGACAUUCGUUGGAGUUCAAUGAGCCACAUAAAACAAAAUUUACAAAACUUAAAUGCUUAAAUGUUUUUCUUUUCUUAUUAAAAUAGAGAAGCAAUAAUAUAAAAAUAGAAUUAAUAAAUUAGAAUUUAUGAGAAAUCAUAAUAUUAGUUUUUUUUUCCAAUCAUUUAAUUAAAUAAUAGUAAUUUAUUAAAAGGAUAUUUAACUGGUAAUUUUAACAAGUCAUAACAUAUAUUGAAAGAUAUCAAACUUUUUCCCGUUUGUCUUGUCUAGGGCUUUAGAGGAGGAAAGUAAUAUAAUCUGAGUUUAUCUGUGUCCAAAAUAAAUAAAUAAAAAAAGAAAAAGAAAAUCCGGUUUAAGCUUACCAAGCCGGUUUGGUAUAAGUCAUAAACCGGUUCGGCCCAGUACCCCGUUUCCCUGAUUAUGUUGAAAAACCGCGAUCAAUUUCGCGCUUCUCCCUCUCCAAAUUUUAGGGAACAGAGAGAACACGCAAACUAUAAACAUAGAGAUUGCUUUUAGAGAGAGAAGGAUUGCGGAGAAAUAUAGAGAGAUGCUGAACAUAGACGAUCCUCUUGAUUUCGAAUCUGAAGACCCACUUGCUAGUACUCCUGCUAUUACCCAGAAAAGG
Ricinus communis (castor bean) is the source of this 4083-nucleotide messenger RNA. Its product is annotated as protein NUCLEAR FUSION DEFECTIVE 4. The record is from RefSeq and is a predicted model, not a curated record. Gene Ontology annotation, cellular component: membrane. Bases 1009 to 2685 code for a protein of 558 amino acids. NCBI's taxonomy places the organism in Eukaryota, Viridiplantae, Streptophyta, Magnoliopsida, Malpighiales, Euphorbiaceae. The transcript has a single exon.